CAGUUCACUUUAGCUGUUGCUGCCCAGCGUUAAUUUAUUGGCCGUCUGUUAUAUUGCAAUACACAAAAAUAAUUUCCGAGCCAUCAUCGAAAAAUUUAUGGAAGACAUAAAGUAGUUGAAACUACCAGAAUUAAAAUUAAUAUUUCAUAAAUAGGCAAUGUUAGCAUUUUUGGCUACAUCUCUCAGUUUUGUGAAGAUUUUAUAGAUUUUAAUAAAUUUGUACGUUUGUUUGUAAUUUUUCCCGCAAUUAUCUUUUUUCAUUUUGCUACUACGUUAAAGCUUCACGCAGCUCUUGUUUUACAGAAGAAAAGUUUCAGUUAAGAAUGAAAAUUAGUCAUAAUCUUGACGCGCAAGAGGAAAGUACAGUAUAACACACGAGGCAUAAAAAUGAAAGAGGAGCGGCAUCACAUUAAUACAAACAUAUGAAAGUUUUUUUACGAAUGACCAAUUUGAUGAAAGGAUUCGUUGGAUUUUAGGGUUUACAAAGAAAAUACCACCAAACGCAUUCUCCACUUUACAUAAAGAAGGGAAAUUUCUGUCAUCUUGGUUUGUUCAUGUUUUCUUCGUUACCAAAUCAGUAACGAUGCGUUUGUGCUUCCUGAGGAUCGCCCAGCAUAUCCCGACAAUCAAUCUGGACUCCCUCCGACAACAAUCCGUUAGCCUCAUUUGGGUGGAUAUACAACCUCUUUGCUAACGUCGUCUAGCAAGAAACUGUUAAUAAUUGGAUAAUUCGAGAAACACGGGCGAAAACAGUAAAAGAUGGAUUCGAAAAGAUAAUUUCUCUGAUUUCUGAGGCUGGCAAAUAAAGCAAUUGAAAUGGGAAAAUUGCAUUCAUUUUGUGAAAAGGAGGAAGCCAGCCAUCCGAGAUGAGUUUUAUAAACUGUUCACAAACUGUGACAUUACAAGACCAAACUUUACUCGCUGUUACGCGAGCGUAAAAACACUCCUGUCGGAGUUCGACAAAAUUACCGAAAUGAAUGCCAACCUAGAACAUCACCUGAAAUGGGAAGUUGAGGACGUUGAGAAGAGAAGAUGCUAAGAGUUUUCGGCCUUUCACCGCCAUCAUUUGAAACAGAAAAUGGGACCAAUCGUCUUCAAAACCAACUUGCCAAUUUAUGGAGCCAAGUCAAAAAUAAACCCAACGAAGUGACGACACCUGAUGAUGCGACAGACAGUAGCAGCACCCACGACAAAAUUAAAUGCCUUCAAAUUAACCAGAAUAGGAGAGAAAAAGCAUGGGAAAAGCUCAUUCAUCAAUGGUUAGCAGAAGAAAAAGUUCACGUUGUUUUCAUUCAAGAACCGUGUCUCAAAAAAAUCGACAACGAACAAACUAACGACUGUUGCUACUAUUUCCCUGGCCUACCAAGAAACUACAGGGCCGUUCAUAACAAUUACUUGAUGGGCAAAGACAAAAAAUCGGAAUACGGUUACAGUGCGGCCAUACUUGUUCACGUCGACGUCCCAUUCGAGCGCUUCAUUCCGAUGGCUGCACCGAGCGACAACUAUCCGACAACAUCCACAAGAGCUGAUGGUCGACAUCCGAUUGACUGGGAAUGGAUGGGAUGGUGUUACCUUGUUCUCCAUGUUGCUAGGCUCCCCAGCCCUGACACUUGGAUAGCGGUUCUUCACUCCUCACCAUCAUCAUAGGCUGAUUCAACAUCUUCCGUUUCAUCUUGAAUCUGCUCACCUUGAAAAUUUGGAAGGUCUGGCUGUCGUAGUUCAACAGUGUCUUCCCUUAGUUGCCCUUAGUGUAAGAUGGGCGAUGUAAUCUGAGGUACUACAAAUACAUCUUCAUACUCCAUUGGAGUGGAUAGUUGUCAUCUCUCUCGGUUUAUCGAUU
Daphnia pulicaria is the source of this 1840-nucleotide messenger RNA. RefSeq lists its product as uncharacterized. The transcript is spliced from 2 exons. Bases 1033 to 1647 code for a protein of 204 amino acids. Lineage: Eukaryota; Metazoa; Arthropoda; Branchiopoda; Diplostraca; Daphniidae. The record is from RefSeq and is a predicted model, not a curated record.